UGAUUUAGGAUUAUGUAAACCUGUCGAAUAUUUUCAAUUAUCUAAAAAAAAUGAAAUUUAUGGUGUUUUACCAUUGGUAGCACCUGAAAUUUUAAGAGGUCAACCUUAUACUUUAGCUAGUGAUAUAUAUAGUUUUUCUAUGAUUAUGUGGGAAUUAAUAUCUGAAGUUCCACCAUUUAAUAAUGAAGCUCAUGAUUUUCAACUUAGUUUAAAUAUUUGUAAAGAUAAACGUCCUCAAAUUAUUAAAAAUACUCCUCAAUGUUAUAUUAAUUUAAUGAAAAAUUGUUGGAAUGAAAAUCCAUUAAAAAGACCAAUUGCUUCUAAAAUUAAAAAGAUUAUUAAAAAUUG
Molecule: messenger RNA, 348 nt
Organism: Funneliformis geosporum
Lineage: Eukaryota; Fungi; Glomeromycota; Glomeromycetes; Glomerales; Glomeraceae
Source: the annotation of a GenBank genome assembly